AUGAAACGGGUCCAUGUCCCUACUUUUGAUGGAACCCCUGACCCGGACUUGGCAGAAAAGUGGUUAGAUGAAAUAGAAAAUAAUUUUGCGCUUCUGCAAGUGCCGGAGGAGAUGAAACACCUAAUCGUCAAACCCUUUUUGGUAGGAGAGGCCAAUAAGUGGUGGGCAACUCUGGAACCUACCGUUGUCCCACCAGUAAGUUGGACAAAAUUUAGAGAGGAGUUCCUGAAAUACUUUUUCCCACCUGCCGUGAGGAUGCAGAAAAUAGAUCAGUUUGAAAACCUGAAACAGACACCAGGGAUGUCUGUGGUGAAAUAUUCGAAUAAGUUUACGGCACUGGGAAGGUUCGUGCCGUCGACCAUGGCGGAUGUCGAAUGGAAGAAAUAUAAGUUUAUAUGGGGGUUGUCGAGUAGGAUUCAAACCAGGGUGAACACCGCUUAUACCCCUACGUUUAAUGAUGUAUUGGAUGCCAGUGUUAAGGCGGAGGCUGAUUGCAAAAGAUUGGAUGAAGAGGGUAGGAAUAAAAGGCCUAGACUAGGGAACGAACUUGCAGUGUCGGGAGCACUGAAACCCGGCGGACGAUUCCGCUUAAUUAAGAAGAGUCACGGGCCACCAUCGAAGGUAACUGGGGGAAAUACCUUUCCGGCGUGCAAAACUUGCGGGAAGAUGCACCGGGGGGAAUGCCGAUUUAAGACGACUUUUCCUCCGUAUAAGACUUGUGGGAAAAUACAUCGAGGGGAAUGCCGAAUGAGGACUGGAGCUUGUUUUGAGUGUGGGCAGCAGGGUCAUAGAGCUAUGGAUUGCCCAAGUAAGAAGGUAGAAGGAAAUAAAGGUAACAAUCCCCCUGAUAAGAAGCCAAAGGUUAACGCGAGGGUGCAUGCCAUGACCGACGUUGAGGCGGGAGUGUCAGGCGACGUGGUCACAAGUACUCUUCUAAUUAAUUCUGUACCUGCAUACGUGUUAUUUGAUUGUGGAGCUAGUCACUCUUUUGUCGCUAAGAAAUUUUCAAAGUACUUGUGCAUGCCCCCUGAAUGGAUGGACCACCCCUACCGAGUGGCUGCUCCAGGAGAUAGAAUCUUAGUGUCUCAUACUAGGUAUCCAAACUGUAGUGUGAAAUUGGAGGAUAAGAAAUUAGAAGUGGAUCUAGUACAAAUAAACAUGAGUGACUUUGAUGUUAUCCUAGGAAUGGAUUGGCUAACUAGGCAUUUUGCACAAAUUGAUUGUAGGAGAAAGAGGGUAGUAUUUAUGAAACCGGAUGAGGAGGAUUUCUCAUACCAAGGAAAUGUUGGUAAUAGAAGAGUUCGUCGAUUACCUCUUCUGUCUGCCAUGCAGGCGUAUAGGGCAAUAAGAAAAGGGUGUGAGGCCUAUUUGGCUUAUGUUGUGAAUACGGAGGAGGAGGGGAUGUCUUUAGAAAAGAUUCCAGUGGUGAAAGACUUUCCUGACGUGUUCCCGGAGGACCUUCCUGGUCUACCUCCAGAUAGGGAAAUAGAAUUUGAAAUAAAUGUUAUACCUGAAGUGAACCCCAUAUCUAAGGCCCCAUAUAGGAUGGCGCCUGCGGAAUUGAAGGAACUCAAGGAGCAAUUACCGGAGUUAUUGAAUAAGAAAUUCAUUAGACCUAGUGUUUCUCCUUGGGGUACGCCAGUGCUCUUUGUAAAGAAAAAGGAUGGUAGCUUGAGGUUGUGUAUCAAUUAUAGGGAGUUGAAUCGGAUCACAAUAAAGAACAAGUACCCCCUUCCAAGGAUAGACGUCCUUUUUGACCAAUUGAAAGGUGCUAAGGUAUUCUCAAAAAUAGAUCUAAGGUCAGGAUACCAUCAAUUGAAGAUAAAAGUUGAAGACAUCCAGAAGAGUGCAUUUCGUACAAGGUACGGGCACUAUACGUUUUUGGUAAUGCCCUUUGGAUUAACCAAUGCUCCGACAGCCUUUAUGGAUUUGAUGAAUCAGAGUGUGGCAUUUUUUGGACAUGUGAUAUCAGGUCAAGGGGUGUCGGUUGACCCAAAAAAGGUAGAGGCAAUUGUGGACUGGCCACGACCCACAAAUGUAACCGAUGUGAGAAGUUUCUUAGGAUUGGCUGGAUAUUAUCAAAAAUUUGUGGAAGGAUUCUUCACCAUUGCUAUGCCUCUCACUAGGUUAACUCAAAAGAGAGCAAAGUUUGAAUGGACAGAUAAAUAUGAAUCAAGUUUUCAGAAGUUAAAGGAGAAAUUAGUGUCAGCCCCAGUACUUACCCUACCCUCUGGAACAGAAGGAUUUGUGAUCUAUAGUGAUGCCUCUAAGAACGGUUUAGGAUGCGUUUUGAUGCAAAAUGGAAAAGUUAUUGCUUAUGCCUCCUGCCAACUGAAAUCUUACCAGCAGAAUUACCGAACGCAUGAUUUGGAGUUGGCGACGGUAGUAUUCGCGUUAAAAAUAUGGAGGCAUUACUUGUACGGUGUACAAUGUGAGGUAUUUACCGAUCACAAGAGUCUCAAGUAUUUGUUCACUCAAAGGGAAUUGAACAUGAGGCAGAGGAGAUGGUUAGAAUUAAUUAAGGACUAUGAUUUGACAAUCAGUUACCAUCCGGGCAAGGCAAAUAAGGUAGCAGAUGCCUUUAGUAGGAAAUCGAGGGUGUUAAGAGAGCCCACGGCGAAGGAUCAGAUGGAAAACUUUGAGGUGGAGAUGGUAGACUCCACGGCCCAAGUGCUAGCUGCCCUGGUAGUCGCACCUACCUUGAUAGAUAGGAUUAAUGAGGCGCAGCACUCGGAUGCCGGGCUUGCAAAAAUUAAGGAAAAACUGGAAUUAGAACCCUUUGAUGGGUUUAAAUUGAAAGACGAUGGGAGUUUGUGGAAGGAUGGUAGGUUGUGUGUGCCAAGGGAUGAAGAAUUAAAGCAGGAAUUGCUAAAGGAGGCACAUAAUUCGAGGUUCUCGAUCCAUCCUGGUGGGACCAAAAUGUAUUGA
This is a messenger RNA of Coffea eugenioides, 2928 nucleotides long. RefSeq lists its product as uncharacterized. The record is from RefSeq and is a predicted model, not a curated record. Lineage: Eukaryota; Viridiplantae; Streptophyta; Magnoliopsida; Gentianales; Rubiaceae. The coding region runs from base 1 to 2928 and encodes 975 amino acids. The transcript is spliced from 2 exons. Gene Ontology annotation, molecular function: zinc ion binding; nucleic acid binding.